AUGGACAGAUUCGAUACUUCCAAAGACCCCCGCUUCAAGCGUGCUCCUCGACAUGUCCGGCGUGUUCAAGUGGAUGGGCGGUUUGCCCGUAUGUUCAAGGACAAGCAGUUCGUCGAAACUCCCCGCGUGGAUGCUCGAGGUCAACGGCUGAGCCGCAAAGCCGGGAGGCAAAAACUCCAGGAGUUCUACGACCUUGCGGGCCUUGAUUCAGAGAAACGAAGCGCAGCAGAGGAGCCCAACACACCCAAUCUGGAAGAUGCAGACGAGGAAGACGAUUCGGAAGAAGCUGAUGAGGAUCAUCAAAGCUCGUCAGCCUGGAAGGUGACACAGGAAGAUGUGCCGAAAGGAGAUGCUACGCGACGGCUCGCUGUCAUGGGUUGCGACUGGGAUCAUGUUGCGGCAGGCGAUCUGAUGGUCAUGUUCCGGACAUAUCUCAGCACUGCGCGGUCCAAGAGCCAAGCUGGCAAUGUAACAAGAAUCAGCGUGUACCCAUCAGACUACGGUCUUCAGCGAGCUGAGCGCGAGGCUGUCGAAGGGCCAUUAAUCGCAGAUGAGAUGCCGAACUCAUCCUUUGACGACGACAACCAAGAGGCGCAACAAGAAGCACUCAGGCGGUACCAGAUGGACCGCACGAAGUACUUUUGGGCCUUGGUUGAGUGCGACUCUGAGUCAACCGCUGCAUGGCUGUACGAUGAAAUGGACGGAAUCGAAGCAGAUGGCAUUUGUCCGGCUACGUUGGACUUGCGCUUCGUGCCCGAGGAGCUGGUGCCUCCACACGAAGCGACCAGUGUCGCAACUGAAAUUCCCAAGAAGUUUUCCGGACCGGCAAUGCUUCGGUCUGCCACCAGACACACGAAGGUGAAGUGCACCUGGGAUGAGGCGCCCCCUCAGCGACGCAAAGAUCUAAUGAAGAAGAGGUUUUCUGCAGCUGAGCUUGCCGACAUGGACCUGCGUGACUAUUUGGCUUCCAGUUCCGACGAAUCUGAGACCAAAGGCGCAGCACAGGAACUGAAGGCAUUGAUUGCCAACAGUGAUUCCGAGGGUGGUGCUGGCGGGAGCAACUCAGAGACUGAGAGCAAGCCCAGCACUGCAGGAAACAUGGAAGCGACCUUCAGUGUGAAGGCCACCAGGCUCGAGGAAGAGCUGGCGGAGCGCGCGCAGAAGCAAGGUGGGCGAGGAGUUCACACCCUGGAGUCGGAGCAGCCCCAAAGUGCUUGGCAAAAAUACUUGGAGAAGCGGAAGGAAAAGAGAAGAGAGAAGAGACUCAAGGUAAAGGAGGAGAGGGCUAAGCUCAAAGAGACCAUCGCGCAAGAAACUGGCAAGGCUACCAAGAAAGGACAGCCUUCUGUGGACGAGUCCAGAGAGUCAGGAGACCUUGAGCUGCUUCUGGAACCGGAGAUGGAGCGAAGCGAGCGCAGCCGAAGCUUUAAUCUCAGAGGUCCACAGAGGCAAGCUCAUGACCACGGUCUGAAGGACGCUGGAGGGGCUUUUCAGAUGGAUGUCCACGAUCGUCGCCUUGAGAAGGUCUUGAGCAGCGCCGACUUCGAGAUUGAUCCAACCAAUCCCGAGUUCCGGAAGUCCGAAGGAAUGUCUGCGCUGCUCCAGGAGAAGCGAAAGCGCAAAAGCGCCAAAAGCACAAAGGCGCCUCUGAAGCAGACGGAAUCCAAGGCUUCCAAGGAGCCUCCCUCAGAGUCCAUGGAGUCGAUGGCCUCGGGAAGCUUGCAGAUCUUUGCCCAGACUAAGAGGGCUGCCGCUUUCAACCAGGCCGAAGUCGCCCCGAAUGCUGGGCUGCAGCGCAAGAAGCCACGGAGGAAGAAAGCCAAAUUGUGA
Messenger RNA from Symbiodinium necroappetens, 1830 nucleotides. The record is from the annotation of a GenBank genome assembly. Lineage: Eukaryota; Dinophyceae; Suessiales; Symbiodiniaceae.